Acanthosepion pharaonis is the source of this 6126-nucleotide messenger RNA. The record is from the annotation of a GenBank genome assembly. NCBI's taxonomy places the organism in Eukaryota, Metazoa, Mollusca, Cephalopoda, Sepiida, Sepiidae.
AUGAGCCGAUUUACUUUUUUUCCUUUUGUAGGCAGUCUUUUACAUUUUGAGGCUGACGGCGAUACGCAAAAAAGAUUUCUAACCUCUCUUGAGGCUCCCGAGAGAAUAAGCGAAAAAAGAAAACAACGUGAGAAAAGAUCUGCAGACGACGACAGUCGUAAACUAAAAUCGGAAGCAGCCAUAUUCAUCUUUUACUCUCUCUUUGACACAGAGAGAAGAAAGUUUUUUUUUUUUUUUUUUGAUCUACCUGAUUAUUAUUUACAAGUAAACCUAAAAAUUCAAAAUGGAAGUACACGAUGGACAACACACAGUCAUCAAGAUGAUGAUGCCGAUCCAAUCCUCAGCAGUUUUUCUCAGCUGAAAGAUGUCUUAAAUACUGUGGCAGAUUUAGAAGAUUUGGAGCCAAACACAUUUUUGAGUCCCUUUCUUGGAGUGAUUCGCUCUGAAGAUACUACUGGCCCAAUCACAGGGUUGGCUCUAACAUCUGUCAACAAAUUCAUAUCCUAUGGAUUGAUCGAUCCCCUGAGUAAAACUGCAGCUCCAGCUAUUGAGAACAUUGCUGAUGCCGUGACACAUGCCCGCUUUGUAGGCACUGACCCAAGCUCAGAUGAAGUUGUUCUCAUGAAAAUAUUGCAUGUUUUGCGGACAUUACUGCUCUCCCCUGCUGGAGUCUUAUUGACAAAUGAAUCAGUCUGUGAAAUUAUGCAGUCUUGUUUCCGCAUUUGUUUUGAGAUGAGACUAAGUGAAUUGCUGCGUAAGUCUGCUGAACACACUUUGAUGGAUAUGGUGCAGCUUUUGUUUACACGCUUACCUCAGUUCAAAGAGGACCCCAAGUGGAAUGCCAACAUGAAAAAGUUGAAAAUGAGAGCUGGUGGUGUUGAGCCCUCUCGUAUGGGCAAGAAGAAACGUUCCCCAAAACGAACAGUUGUCCCAAUGGGAGCAGCAUCAGUUGCUGCUGCUGGUACAGAAGCACCAGUUGUAUUAACAGCUUCUGCAGCGGGAGCUGCCAGCAAUGAAGUAGAAGAGUCAAGUGAAAAUAAAGAAAUGGCAAUGAGCAGUGGUGGUGAACCUUCAGAAUCAGCUCUGUUGUCUACUGAUGUCAGUUGUGAAACCAUGGCGGAGGAGAUAAUAGCUACAACUCCUGCAGCUUUGCCUCAGGAAAAAACUGUCAUUGAUAUUAAUAAUAGCUUCCAGGAAGCUUCAGACAAAGAAAAUUCUGAUGUGCGGUUACCUGGAGAUGGUGGAUGUGAUGAAAUAAGUUUAGAUGCUGAGGAAAGUCGAGCUGACAAAGAAUCUGAUAAAGAUGAUCUAAAAGAACUGGACGCAGAAAUAUCUGAUUCCAUUUCAUCAAGUCAAGAACGAAUAAAUGUUACUAGGCCCAACAGCUUACAGAAAGCCUCAAGUGAAAAUGAAUUAAAUUCAGAACUGAGUUGUCCUUCAGAAGGUGGAGAUGAUGCUGAUUCUGUGCAGUCUGUCAAUGAGCCUAUAUCCUCCCCAGGGCCUGCUUUGUCUCCAAAUUCACCUGAUAACAGUGAUUUUGUCAAUCCACGUGGAAUCCGAUUUAUGCCUCAGCAGCACAUCAAAGAAGGUACUAAUCCAUUAAUACCUUAUGGUCUACCAUGUGUCCGUGAACUGUUUCGGUUUUUAGUGUCCCUUAUCAAUCCGUUAGAUCGUCACAAUACAGAUGUUAUGAUUCAUAUGGGACUCAGCCUUUUGACAGUGGCACUAGAAUCAGGUGCUGAUUCUAUUCGCACAUUCAAAUCACUCCUUUACCUUGUUAAAGAUGAAAUGUGCCGCAACCUCUUCACUUUGUUGCAGUCUGAACGAUUGUCUUUGUUCACAGCCACCAUUAGAACUUGUUUUUUGCUCUUUGAGUCCAUGCGCAGUCAUCUAAAAUUUCAGCUUGAGAUGUAUUUGACCAAAUUAAGUGACAUUAUUGUGUCAGAAGCUCCAAGAAUUUCUUAUGAGAUGCGGGAAAUUGCUCUAGAAGCUGUGGUACACUUGUGGCGUAUUCCUGGAUUGGUUACAGAACUUUUUCUUAAUUAUGACUGUGAUCUCUAUUGUUCAAAUCUAUUUGAAGACCUGACAAAACUUUUAUCAAAGAAUGCAUUUCCUGUUUCUGGACUGUUUACCACUCAUCUCCUUUCCCUAGAUGCUCUUUUGACUGUAGUGGACACCAUUGAGCAGCAUUGUCACAGUCGUAUCUUGUCAUCUACCAAAGCAGCAGCUGCUGCAGCUGCUGCUGCUGCUGCUGCUACCACCACCAUCAAUGGUGAUGUUUCUGAUUCCACACAACAGCAAAAGAUUUCAACUGAUACAGCCAAAUGUGAUACAACCUCUGAUACAGAGACACCUACUCCAAUACCAGAUACAAUCAGUUUGCCCAUUGUAGUUGAUCAUCCCCCGACUUCUGGCUAUGAUGUCGGGCAAAGGAUGCUGCAGUCAAAAGAUAUUCCGACUGAUCCAACAUGGCCUCGCAAAUCAAGCAGAGAGACACGCAAAGGGCCACAAAUUCGGCCCAACAGGAUGAAGAUCACAGAAAAGGUUCCCACUGCAGAGGAAUUGGCCAUACUGAAACAUAAAAAGAAAAUGUAUCAGAGUGGAACAGAACAGUUUAAUGUGAAACCUUCUAAAGGAAUCCAGUUCCUCCAAGAGCAAGGUCUACUUAGCACCCCUGUUGACCCAGGAGAAGUGGUCACUUUCUUGAAAGAAAAUCCUAAAUUAGAAAAACGACAAAUUGGAGAAUAUAUCAGCAACAAGAAAAAUUCAAAAAUAUUUGAAACCUUUGUAAAGUCCUUUAAUUUCAAUGAUACUCGCCUUGAUGAGGCUUUGCGACUUUAUUUGGAAACAUUCCGCUUGCCCGGAGAAGCUCCUGUCAUUUCAUACAUUAUUGAGAUGUUUGCUGAACACUGGCAUAAAACCAAUGGUGAGCCAUUUAUUAAUGCUGAUGCUGCCUUUACCUUGGCCUAUGCUGUAAUUAUGCUAAAUGUAGAUCAACACAACUACAAUGUUAAAAAGCAAAAUACACCCAUGACGGUUGAUGAAUUUAAGAAAAAUGUUUCCAAAACAAAUGGUGGUAAAGAUUUUGAUGAGGACAUGUUAGAAGAUGUCUACAAUGCUAUCAGAAAUGAUGAAAUUGUUAUGCCAGCUGAACAUACAGGAUUAGUUAAAGAAAACUACAUGUGGAAGGUUUUAUUAAAAAGAGGUAGUGGUAAAGAAGGAAAUUUUAUUCAUGCUCCAACUGGUUCAUUUGAUCAUGAUUUGUUCACACUUGCCUGGGGACCAACUGUAGCUGCGUUAUCAUUUGUCUUUGAUAAAAGCUCUGAUGAUGGAAUCAUCCAGAAGGCAAUCUCCGGUUUCAGGAAAUGUGCAAUGAUCUCUGCUCACUAUGGGAUGAGUGAUGUAUUUGAUAACCUUGUUAUCUCUUUAUGUAAAUUCACUACAUUGCUCAGUUCUGCAGAUGCUCCUGAAAACAUCCCAGUUUCCUUUGGUAGCAAUCCCAAAGCUCAGCUUGCUGCUCGUACUGUAUUUGGAUUGGCUCAUAGGCAUGGUGAUAUUUUAAGAGAAGGUUGGAAAAACAUCCUUGACUGUCUCUUACAGCUUUACAGAGCCAAGCUUGUUCCAAAAAGUUUGAUUGAAGUGGAAGACUUUGCAGAUGCAAUGGGCAAGAUUUCUAUUAUGAAGGAGGAGACAACCUCCACUAGCAGGUCUGAAACUGGAAUGUUGAGUUCCCUCUACGGCUUUUUUGCACUGUCAGAUAAUGCCAAUGCCAAAGGCCCAACGCCUGAGGAACAAGAAGCCACAAAGCAGGCUCACAAUUGCACUCGUGACUGCCAUCUUGAACAGUUGAUUAUGGACAGCAAAUUCCUUAGGGAAGAGGCCUUACAUGAAUUGGUGAAAACAUUAAUUGUUGGGUCACAGACUCCAGAUACAGAUGAAGCUCUAUGCAUGCAAGGGGAUGAAGACUCUGCUGUUUUUUUCCUUGAAUUACUCAUUAAAGUUGUUUUACAAAACAGAGACCGUGUGACAAUUGUAUGGCAAGCUGUUAGGGAUCAUUUAUACAAUUUGAUUGUCAAUACAACUGAACAUACAUUCCUUGUAGAAAGAGCUGUGGUUGGCCUUUUGCGUAUUGCCAUUCGCUUACUCAGGAGAGAAGAAAUUGCUUCACAGGUGCUGACCUCCCUCCGUAUCCUACUAAUGAUGAAGCCAGCCGUGAUCCAUGCCAUCUGUCAACAAGUUGCCUAUGGUCUGCAUGACCUGCUUCGUACAAAUGCUGCCAAUAUCCACUCCACCCAAGACUGGUAUACCCUCUUCACCCUCCUUGAGGUUGUUGGGGCUGGGGCUAAGCCUCCAACCUUCCUACAGAUCUGUACUGGGAAUGAAGCCAUUGAGUCAACAAUGGAUUCUGGUGCUCAAAGUGAUAGUGAAAUUCAGACUGUGAACAUUCCAUCUGAAUCUGGCGAGAGAGGUUAUACAUCAGAUAGUGAACUGUAUGACACCCAGUCCAAGCAUCAUCGCAUUUGCCAUACAGAAUUGGAAGUGAAGCCUGUACCCGACAAUGGCAGCUGGCUCAUGGUGGAUAAGGAAGUAGUGAGCAGUGGGUCCUCUGUAUCUCCUCCACCUUCUCAACGUUCCCCACGUAACCAGUACUCCAUUGAUCUCAAUGAGGAAAUUUACUACUGUGAUUCAAAAGCUCUGCUCAGAUCUUCAGAAACGCUGGCCUUUCUUGUCCGUGAUGCUGUACAUGUGACACCACACAAUUUUGAGAGCUGUAUUCAUGCCAUCAGAGCAUUUGUGGAAGCCAGCAUCAACGGAGGACAACCAAAGAAUCACCCUAAAGCUCCAAUUAGCAGAGAGAAAAAAUAUCACCAUAAAUCAAAUCGUACUAAAAAGGAGAGUCUUCGUGCCAAAAGAAGUCAAUCGAGUCAGAGUCAGUUGAAUCAGUCACAACUUUCUGAUGAAGAAAAUGAGAAUGAAUCUUUAGCUGCUGGUCUCCAUUCUCUUUCUAUUCAGCUAUUGGAUUUGAUGCAUACGUUGCACACACGAGCAGCCUCAAUCUUCAGUUAUUGGGCAGAAGAGGGCAACACAAGUGGUGAAAACAGUGAUGGUACCAUUGAUGCUGGCACCAGCACUCUGUGGGCAAAAUGUUGGUGUCCUUUAUUACAAGGCAUUGCUCGUUUAUGUUGUGAUUCUCGUCGGCAAGUGCGAAGUCAAGCUCUAACCUACCUGCAGAGGGCUCUCCUCGUGCAUGACCUGCAGACUCUCUCUGCAACAGAAUGGGAAGCUUGUUUCAAUAAGGUUUUGUUCCCACUGUUGACCAAAUUGUUAAGUAAUAUCAACAAUCAAGAUCCUUCAGGGAUGGAAGAGACACGAGUCAGAGCAUCAACAUUGUUGUGUAAAGUCUUCCUUCAGCACCUAACUCCUCUACUCUCUUUGAGUACAUUUACAGCCCUUUGGCUCACUAUCUUGGACUUUAUGGACAAAUAUAUGCACAAAGAAGGCAGUGAUCUCUUGUCUGAAGCUAUACCAGAAUCCUUGAAAAACAUGUUGUUGGUCAUGGACACAGCAGGAAUCUUUCAACCAGACACCACUGACUCCCAAUUGUGGAAACUUACUUGGGAUCGUAUUGAUACCUUUUUACCUCAUCUGCGAGAAGAAUUGUUUAAGCCUCAAGAACCAGUUUGUGUUCCAGAUUCUUCAAGAAAAGUUGAACUUAGCAGUGGUAUCAGCUUGGAAAAAGUUGUAGUUAUUCCUAAUGAUGAAAUACAACCAGUGCAGACUGCAAUGCCACCUUCACCAGAUUCUCCAAGUUCUCAAACUUCUGAUAGUGGCAUUGGUAAAUCCCCCAGACCAAGUAGCCCUUUGGUCAGUGAAACCAGCUCACCAGUGACUUCAACUUAUAUUCUCCAUCCUCCAUUACCCAGUGUGACUGCUCGCAAUAGUUCAACUACAGACACAAUGACAGUGAGUUGCGGUACUACAUCACCUACUGCCACGGCUAGUACAGUACCUUUGUUACUCAAUCCUGACAUUAUGCAGGGUACCACUAUACCAUUUAUCUCUCCACAGAUGAAGAGACAAGCAAAUUAUACGAGUGAAACCCAGUCUGCAAUGGAUAUUCACUAA